Molecule: messenger RNA, 528 nt
Organism: Solanum tuberosum (potato)
Lineage: Eukaryota; Viridiplantae; Streptophyta; Magnoliopsida; Solanales; Solanaceae
Product: major pollen allergen Lig v 1-like
Exons: 2
Coding region: 1-528 (175 amino acids)
Source: RefSeq, a predicted model, not a curated record
AUGGGAAAAUCAACAAUAAUCUUUAUUGCUAGUGCUAUCUGCUUGUUCUCCCUAUUAGGGAUUACUCAAGCCAAUGAAGAAUCUGAUAAUUAUCAAUUUAUUCUUGAAGGAAUUGUGUAUUGUGAUCCUUGUCGUUCAAUAUUCAAAACCACUCUUAGUGAGCCAGUUUCAGAUGCGAGGGUGGGGAUGCAAUGCCGACACCCCGAAACUGAACAAGUCACAAUAACUGUGACUGCUUCGACUAACUCCACUGGAUAUUACCACAUGUUGAUAGAAGGUGAUCAUGAGAACGAAAUCUGCGAGACAUAUUUGAUAAAAAGUCCAAAAGAAGAUUGCAGUGAGAUCCCAACUGAGGGACAUACCAAGGAAUCAUCAAGAGUUACACUGACUAGCAACAAUGGCAUUGCUGGAAAGAAUCGUGAAUCCAAUGCUCUCUUUUUCUUGACCAAAAAAGCAGCACCAGAAUGUCAACAAGAAUUCAAGGAAAUGGAAUAUCUCCCUGAACUUAAAGAUAUUAACCAGGCCUAA